AGAGAGAGAGAGAGGGGCGCUGCAUCAACCCGGUGUACAGCAGCAACAGCAGCAGGCUGGGCUUGGGGAUCUAUUGUUCCCCUGUUUUAUUACUGAAGAGCUCAUUCUCCCCCAUUAAGAAGCCAGGGGGAAAGAGAAACACGAAGGAAGAGGACAGGAGGGGACCUCAGCCUUGCUUGCUCGGGAUUACUUCUUGGACGCACUGGUGUGGACAAAGCAGAAGCAUAAAACACACUUCAGUCUAGCUCUCUACCUCGUGGCCAGGCUUGUAUUUUCCUCUUUGACUUCAUUGGGAACUACAGUACUUACCAUAUGGUGGCCAUGGGGAUGGCCAGCAGAGCUGUGGGGACGCUGGGGAUCUUGAAAGGGACACCGGUCCCUUCUCUAUGGAGGUUAGCGCUGCUCUUUUUCUCCAUCUGGGAAUUGGAUGCACAAACUGCAGUGGAAACUAGACCCCUCUACAUCUGGCAAACAGGUCCAUGGGGCCGGUGUAUGGGAAGUGAGUGUGGCCCUGGAGGCAGCCAGAGCAGGGCGGUAUGGUGUGCCCAUGCUGAAGGCUGGACCACCCUGCAUACCAACUGCGACCAAGCAGAACGACCAGACAACCAGCAGAGUUGCUUCAGAGUGUGCGACUGGCACAAAGAUCUGUACGACUGGCAACUGGGUGCCUGGAACCAGUGUGUCCCUGUGUCGAUGCGCAGUGCUGGGGUGCAACGUCCUGCUGUAUGCACACGGGGAGAGGAGGGUAUCCAGACCCGUGAAGUGGGCUGUGUUCAGAAGGCAGAUGGCGUGCCUGCAGAAGAUGCAAUCUGUGAAUACUUUGAGCCCAAACCCCGGUUAGAGCAGGCCUGCCUAAUCCCAUGUCCUCGGGACUGUGUGGUGUCUGAGUUCAGCUCAUGGACAGCCUGUUCUAAAACAUGUGGGAUGGGCUUACAGAACCGGAUCCGUUUCAUUCUGGCUCCACCACUGUUUGGAGGAGCAGCCUGCCCAAAUCUGACUGAAUUUCAGACAUGCCACCCAGGUCCCUGUGAAGGAGAGGAGAGCCUUUAUAGUCUCAGGGUGGGACCCUGGGGCCCCUGCUCUGUCCCUCUGCCAAGGCAAGCCAGACAAGCUGAUGAACCACCCAGAGAGAGUGACAAACGAUUGAAGGAAAGUGACAAACCUUCAAAAGAGGGUGGCAGAGAGGGUGAAAAACCAUCCAGACGAAGUGAAAAACAGGCCAGAGAGGGGGAAAAAAAGUCCAAAGAGGGAGGCAAAUGGUCCAAAGAGGAUGAUAAACUGUCUAUAGAUGGUGACAAACCAACUACACACAACAGAAAACUGGGAAGGGUAAACAGGAAACCAGACAGGCCAUCCCGACAGGCGGAUCGGCCCAAACGACAGAAAAAGGCCAAAAACAAGGAGAAAAGAGAAAAAAUGAGAGGGAAAGUCAGAGAGAGGUUAAGGGAGAGGGGCAAGGCAAAGGAUCCUGAGACCAGAGAACUUAUUAAGAAGAAAAGGAACAGAAAUCGUCUGAACCGCCCAGGAGGAAAAUUCUGGGACGUGCAAGUUGGUUACCAGACCAGAGAAGUGACCUGUGUGCAUAAGAAUGGGAAUGCUGAAGCUCUCAGCCUGUGCUCUCAGGAGACACUGCCAGUGACCUUCCAGGCCUGUGUGCUGCCCAAAGACUGUGAUGUGACCGAAUGGUCUGAAUGGUCAGCUUGUUCCAAGACAUGCCAUGACCCCAAUGGGCCUAAGGGGGAGCGCAAUCGUGUCAGGAAAGUGAGCCAGUUCCCAAUAGGUGGAGGAGGAGACUGUCCAGAGCUGGAGGAGAAGGAAGCUUGCAGCCCACAGGGAGAGGCAGUGCCACCCUGCAUUGUUUACAGUUGGAAAACCACAGAGUGGACAGAGUGCAGGGUGGAUGUGCUGCUGAGCCAGCAGGACCGUCGGCGUGGAAACCAGACAGGUUUGUGUGGAGGCGGGACUCAGACCCGGGAGGUCUACUGUGUGCAGUCCACUGCUGAUACACCACCCACCCUCAGCUUGCUCAGGAGCAAAGAAGCACUGCGACCGGUGGACAGUGAUCUAUGUCUGGGCAUCCCUCCAGACACUAUCCAGCUCUGCCAUAUCAGCUGCCCUGUUGAGUGUGAGGUUUCUUUGUGGAGUGCUUGGGGACCCUGCACCUAUGAAAACUGCCAAGACCAGGCAGCCAAGAAAGGCUUCAAACUGAGGAAGAGGAGGAUAGUCAAUGAGCCGACAGGUGGGACAGGGAACUGCCCCCACCUAGUGGAGACAAUACCGUGUGAAGAUCCCAGCUGCUUUGACUGGCUGGUGGUUAAACUGGAGGAGUGUAUCCCUGACAAUGAGAAGGAAUGUGGACCAGGAACCCAAAUCCCUCAAGUCCAGUGUGUCAACAGUGAUGGUGAAUACGUGGAGAGGCAACUCUGCCGUGAUGCCAUCCUCCCUAUGCCUGCCAUCUGUGAGGUGCCUUGCUCCAGGGAUUGUGCCCUGAGCCCCUGGACCCCCUGGUCACUCUGCUCCCAUACCUGCUCUGGAAAAAACACAGAGGGAAAACAGACCAGAGCUCGUUCUAUUCUUGCCUAUAACGCAGGAGAAGGUGGAAUCCAAUGUCCCAACAUCAGUGCCCUGCAGGAGGUGAGGAGCUGCAAUGACCAUCCCUGCACUGUGUACCACUGGCAAACGGGUCCAUGGGGGCAGUGCAUUGAGGACUCCUCAAUCCCAUCCACCAACGCGUCUGUGCGCCGAACACGUGGCAGUGAUGUUUCCUGCUCAGUAGGGAUGCAAACCCGCAAAGUUAUCUGUGUCCGGGUCAACGUGGGCCAGGUUCCUCCCAAAAAGUGUCCGGAGAGUGUUCGCCCAGACACCGUCAGGCCCUGUUUACUUCCCUGCAAGAGAGACUGUAUCAUUACCCCAUACAGUGACUGGAGCCCCUGUCCAUCAACAUGUCAAUCAGGUGGUAACACUAAGAAGAAGCAAUCCAGGAAACGUAUUAUCAUCCAGUUACCAGCUAAUGGGGGUCAGGACUGUCCUGAGGUUCUGAACCAGGAAAGAGAGUGUGAGGCUCCAUCUGUCUGUCAGGGAUACAGAUGGAAGACCCACAAGUGGCGGAGAUGUCAGCUGGUUCCAUGGUCAGUUCGGCAGGACAGUCCUGGAGCUCAGGAGACCUGUGGGCCGGGUCUGCAAGUUCGAGCUGUUUCAUGUCGGAAGCAGGAUGGUGGACAAGCAGACGUUGAAGACUGUCUUAAGUUUGCUAGCUCCAUGCUGCCUCUCACCCAGCCCUGCCAACUGCCCUGCCGGGAAGACUGUCAACUCAGCACCUGGUCCAAGUUCUCCUCCUGCACAGCUGACUGUGUGGGUGUCAGGACCCGAAAGAGAAUGCUAGUGGGAAAGAGUAAAAAACGUGAUCAGUGUAAAAACAGCCAGAUGUAUCCCCUGAGUGAAACCCAGUAUUGCCCUUGUAACAAGUACAAUGCCCAACCUGUGGGCAACUGGUCAGACUGCAUCCUACCUGAGGGCGCCCGCAUAGAGGGUCACCUGGGUAUGAAAGUCCAAGGUGACAUCAAGGAGUGCGGCCAAGGAUACCGCUACCAGGCCAUGGUGUGCUAUGAUCAGGACAACCGCAUAGUUGAGACUUCUCGCUGCAACAGUCAUGGAUAUAUUGAGGAAGCUUGCAUCAUCCCCUGUCCAUCUGACUGCAAAUUAAGUGAGUGGUCUAACUGGUCGCGUUGCAGCAAGUCAUGUGGCAGUGGUGUCAAAGUUCGCUCCAAAUGGCUCAGAGAGAAGCCCUACAAUGGUGGGAGACCAUGUCCUAAACUGGACCACGUCAACCAGGCACAGGUGUAUGAAGUGGUGCCUUGCCUCAGUGACUGUGGACAGUAUGUCUGGGUGGCAGAACCUUGGAGUGUAUGGAAAGUCAGCAAUGUGGACCUGAAGGAGAACUGCGGUGAAGGUAUCCAAACUCGAAAAGUCAGGUGUAUGCUCAACACUGUAGAUGGGCCCUCUGAGCAGGUAGAGGACUACCUGUGUGACCCAGAGGAGAUGCCCCUGGGUGCUCGUAACAGCCGGCUACCCUGCCCAGAGGACUGUGUGUUAUCAGACUGGGAAGCCUGGAGCCCAUGUUCACUGCCAUGUAGUGAAAACGGUACCCGAGAGAGGAGUGCAUACCUGCUCCGCCAGCCAGGAGAGGGGAAGGAGUGUCCUUUGACUAAAGAAACAGAGCCAUGCAAACUCAACGGCAACUGCUUCCACUACUCUUACAACAUCACCGACUGGAGUACAUGUCAACUGAGUGAAAGAGCAGUGUGUGGAAAUGGCAUUAAAACCCGCAUGCUGGACUGUGUCCGUAGUGAUGGUAAAUCUGUUGACCUGAAAUUUUGCAAAGAGCUGGGUCUGGACAGGAAGUGGCAGAUGAAUGCUUCCUGUGUUGUAGAAUGUCCUGUCAACUGCCAGCUGUCUGACUGGUCACCAUGGUCAGACUGCACUCAUUCCUGUGGGCUGGCAGGCAAGCUGUGGAGGAGACGGACAGUGAUCCAGGCUCCCCAGGGUGACGGAAGGCCAUGUCCAUCCCAGAUGGAGCAGUGGAAGUCCUGCCUGGUGAAGCCCUGCUACAGCUGGAGAUACAGCACCUGGUCUGAAUGCAGGUCUGAGGGUGCAAGGUGUGGAGAAGGCCUACGUUUCAGAAAUGUGUCGUGUUUUGUCUCUGAUGGCUCGAGUCAGCAGGAUAGCAGUGUGGUGGAUGAUGAGCUGUGUGGAGAUCUGGAGCCUUCAGUGGACGGAGACACAAGCAUUGUUUUGCAGGAGCUCUGUACUGUACCCUGCCCAGGGGAGUGUUAUUUGACUGACUGGACUGUUUGGAGUCCGUGCCAGCUAAGCUGCGUGAGCGGGGAUGACCUGGGCUUUGGCUCAGUCCAGGUCCGAUCCAGAGCUGUGGUGGCCCAAGAUCCAGAGAAUCUGCUGCAGUGUCCAGAACAAGAGCUGGAGGCACGGCCAUGUACAGACGGACAGUGUUUUGAAUACAAGUGGAGGACUGGACCAUGGAGAGGCUCAUCUCGCCAAGUCUGGUGUCAGCGUUCAGAUGGGCUCAAUGUUACAGGUGGAUGCCUGGUGAUAGCCAAGCCGAUUGCAGACCGAUCCUGUAACCCACCAUGCACUAAGCCCCGGUCCCUAUGUACAGAGGCCGGUGUUUGUGGCUGUGACGAAGGCUACACAGAGGUGAUGACAUCUGACGGUGUGCUGGACCAGUGUACCGUCAUCCCUGUGCUGGAGAUCCCGACUGCAGGAGAUAACAAGGCUGAUGUCAAGACCAUCCGAGCCUUCAAUCCCACCCAGCCUGCAGCCAGCACACCAGGCAGGGUGGGACGCACUUGGUUCCUGCAGCCCUUUGGUCCAGAUGGGAAGCUGAAGACCUGGGUAUAUGGAGUAGCAGCAGGAGCGUUCGUUCUGCUCAUCUUCAUAAUCUCCAUGACAUACUUAGCAUGCAAAAAGCCAAAGAAACCACAGCGACGGCAGAUGAACAACAGACUGAAGCCGCUGACUUUGGCCUAUGAUGGAGACGCUGAUAUGUAGGAGCCUUCCUACUUACCACACUGACUUUCAGACAUUUGUCCUCCUUCAGGGUACACAGGGUUGCUCCCCUUCAAGUCAGGGCCACUGCUGAUCAACCAACAUGCAGAGGAAGAUUCUGACAGAAAGUGAGACCUCAAAGAUCAAGGCACAGAAUCCACAUUCAUGAACAGCCUUGACAUUCCCUCCUCUUUUUUAUUUUCAUUCUAUUAGUUUCUUUCACAGGAGCCUUCAUGAAUGAUCUAUCUUCUUCUGGAAGUCUGCCUUUGCUUCUCUGCCAUUUACUACGAUCGGUAAUAUUCAAACCAUUGGAGAGGUUUGCCCCAAAACAAAGAUUUUGCUGUGCAAGCACAAAUUUCCGUUGGUGAUUUGUUUAUUUUGUCAUGGGUAAGUGGCAUUGUUUGUUUCACUUGUCAUUCUUUGUCCCAUAAAAAAACAUUCAAAUCCUCUCUGUAAUUAUGGCCUGGAUGUACCUCACAAGAAAAAAGUACAACCAGAAAACAAAAGUAAGUUUAAUGAAUCCCAGAGUAAAAUUACUUCUGCCUGCCUGUCCUGUCUCUGUUUUUCAGGCAUAAUUUUGCACUAUAUUAGUGCAGCAUGAUAUGUACUUAUGUCUAGCUUUGCCAUAGGAAACUGCCUCUUUCAAUACAAGAUGAUGUACAGUCUUGUGCUAGAAAUGUUUUAAAAAAAAGACUUUUUUUGCAAACAGAACUCACCAAUGUUUGUUAAUAUUUUUCUUCUAUUACCUCUUGUAUGUGAAACAAUGAGACUCAUUGUAAAUAGGAUUUUUUCUGUAGUCUCAACUUAACCUUUCUAGUCUGUACAGCUACAAGUCAAACUCUGCCAGAGUUCAGUUAAUCGUAAUGAUUUUUUGACUGUGACUUAAUAUCAUGAUUUUUAACUUUGUAAAUUCUUAAUAUACAUCACACCCAUUUUCUCAGUCUGUAGAAAUUAUGUAUUUUAUAAAAGCCUUAGGCUGGAACAUGGAAAGAAAGAAGAGACUAAAUCUCACCAUGGAUGAUUAGUUAAUUAAUUGUGCAUCUUUACUCCUGGUGGUUCAGUGCACAAAGAUGAUGAGGGCCUGUGACAUUUGAGAUUUGAUUUUAAUCUUGUUGGACAUUCAAACAUCUAACAACAACAAUCUCAUAUUAUGGCUUAAAUCUUGAAAUAUCUGUCAUCUUUCAGGUGUAAAACAAUAUGUCUUCCAGGAGACUCUCCCUCUACACGAAGACAGCUUUUCACUCUGCCUUUAAGUGUGGCCAUUUCAGAACAACUCCAUUCACUUAUUUCUGAUACGAGACAACACAUUGUAAGAACUAGUUCCUGUGUAGCAUAACUUAGACAUGUGAGUUCUGUAAGCCUGAAGGCCUGAAUGAGACUAUUGAUCUUAGCCACAUGGAUAUGCUGUUCACCACAGGGAAGUGAUACAGUUCAAGAUAUGUAUGUAUUUCCCAUAUUAGUGCAUCAUUUUUAGACUGAUAUGGGUAUUUACACUGUUGGUCAUGAGCGCAGCUUCUACCUGCUAAACUCAACUUUGGAAAUUUACAACACUCUACAAACUUCUGUAAAUUUCCCUGAGGGAUCAGUAAGUUUUAUUCUAUCUUAUCUUUCUGAUGAAUGUUUAAAAGAACCAUCAUUUUUGGCCUCUUGUACUUCUUUUUUCCUCCAAAUUUACAUUUGUAAUGCCAGGUGAGGUUACACGGACUUAUUUUUGUAGAUUCGGCCUUCAGAAGUUCCACAACUUACAUGGUGCUUUUAACACAAAAUAUUUGACUUUCUAGUAAAGCACAAUUUAACAAAGGUGUGUAACUUUCAAAUAAUGGCUUUAUCAAUGAUAAAUAAAUGGUUUAUCUAUGAUUAGUUACAAGUGGAGGUUGACAGUUUUUAGGGGGCUAUUAAUACAGUUACCUAGACUGUCAACCUAGGAGCUGUUCAUGUUAAUGCCCUAUAAAUGAUAUAAAGUGUAAGGAAAUUAUUUAUUUCAUGAAUGAAGACAUUGUUUCAACAACAACAACAACAAAACACCUUACUAGAAAGUGGUACAUUUAUUUUUUCUAGUUUUAGAUGAGUUUGAUUCUUGACUCAUUUUGACUUCACACAUCUUCAAGUAUUUGAGAUGUUCUGUCCCUAUUAACUGACUUAGCCCUUAUCUGCAGUCUAAUGUUGGAUGAUUUAAUGCACCGGUACAUAUUCCUGAUGUAAGUUCUUCUCAGUUCACAGCUACUCAAAACCAGUUAGAAGAAAGAAAGAAUUUAUUCUCACAGGUUUUAUCCAUGCAUUCAAUAAUAAUUAAGUUUUCAUCUAAAUAAGCUUUGUCAUAUAUUUCAGAGUAUCCCUGUCAUUGAACUUUGGUUACUUUCUUUCAGCCCUUACACACUGCUGGUGUUGUAGAAUGGCGUACUACUUUGCAGAAGGUUUUCUAUCAGACCAUUUUCCACUGUAGUAUCUUGAGGGCCCUUUUAGGAUCACCUGAACCUUUGAGUGUGGUCAAACUGCAUGAAAUGUCUCUUGUAGAACCUUUUUCAGGGCCGUUUUCUGGGAAGAAAAAGUACCUACUAUAGAGUAGGUACUUCUGAGUGGCUGUUAAACACUGUUGUGCAGUUCUCGAUGCUAAUUAGAUAAACUUGGAGAGGACAAAAGCACUAUUUUUUCCCGCCCUCUUGAUGAUUGUUUGUGUUCAAACCUGUUGAAUCUGACAUCAUAAUGAAAACAGAAAGGCUGAAAGGGCUGAUUACGAGGCCAUUCUGGUAAACAUUUGUGCUACCUUGUGCCUGUCCCAAGUACCUGCAGUUGAAAGCUGUCAUAAUUGAAAAAAAAAAAAAGAGAAACAGUUCAGGAACUACCACUGUGCAAGAAUAUUGUGACAUGAAAACUGAGACCUUACAAUGCUGCCUGAAGUAACUGCCUAAUGUCAGCUAAAAGUCCAGUCACCCAGAGUGGCUAGUGUAUUUAUUAGUAGUGAGACAUCAUAUCAUUGCCAGAAAAUGGCAGUUUAAUAUUCUGUCCAGUUUGUGGCUAGUAAGUUAAUGGAAUGUUUAAUUUAUAUUUCUUGGAAUAUGAGUUGUAAAUAAAGUGCAAUGUAUUUCUUUUUUAUUAUUUAAUAUCCAUGUACAUGCCAUUUGUCAUAUUAUGUUUCCUUUUUUACGGCACAUGUUACGCAAAAAAAAAAAAAAUGGAGGUGUGAAUGUGGAUGUGCUAAAAGCGAUACUGAUAACCUUGUGAAAAACAAAGUCCCUGAUGAACUCUGUCCUUUUCUUACUGUUUGUUUACAUGUAUUUGACUAAUUGCUGAUAAUAAACAAUGGAAAUAUU
Messenger RNA from Amphiprion ocellaris (clown anemonefish), 8873 nucleotides. It is a transcript of the gene thsd7aa, whose product is annotated as thrombospondin, type I, domain containing 7Aa. Gene Ontology annotation, cellular component: plasma membrane. The record is from RefSeq and is a predicted model, not a curated record. Lineage: Eukaryota; Metazoa; Chordata; Actinopteri; Pomacentridae. The transcript has 28 exons. The coding region runs from base 313 to 5565 and encodes 1750 amino acids. Gene Ontology annotation, biological process: actin cytoskeleton organization.